CUCUUUUUGCGGAAGCAACUUUUUCUACCUCCUUCUCGUCUACAGAAGUGUCUGUUCUCUCUCCGUCACUCUGUCGGUAACUUUCGCGUCGACUGGCCAGAGUCCGCGAGCUGUUCUCUCCACUCAUCUCUCCUUCCGUAUCAUCCCUCCAUCUCAGGGAACUACAGAGGCCUCUCAUUGGCUCAUCUCACUUUCUGGUUCUGCAUUGUCCCGAUUUGGUUAUGUCUUACCACAGCUUCUUGCUCGAGCCAAUCAGCUGCCACUCCUGGAACAAGGACCGGACCCAGAUUGCUCUGUGUCCCAACAACCAUGAUGUCCACAUCUAUAAGAAGGACGGGACCAAGUGGACCAAGAUUCAUGAACUGAAGGAGCACAACGGACAGGUCACAGGUAUAGACUGGGCUCCAGAGAGUAACCGUAUCGUGACCUGUGGGACGGACCGUAACGCGUAUGUCUGGUCUCUGAAGGGGGAGGUGUGGAAGCCCACCCUGGUCAUCCUCCGUAUCAACCGGGCUGCUCGCUGUGUCAGCUGGUCUCCCAAGGAGAACAAGUUCGCUGUGGGCAGCGGGUCACGCCUCAUAUCCAUCUGCUACUUUGAACAGGAGAAUGACUGGUGGGUCUGUAAGCACAUCAAGAAGCCGAUCCGUUCCACCGUCCUCAGUCUGGACUGGCAUCCUAACAACGUGCUGCUGGCGGCUGGAUCCUGUGACUUCAAAUGCAGGGUGUUCUCAGCCUACAUCAAGGAGGUGGAGGAGAAGCCCGGACCCACAGUGUGGGGGUCCAAGAUGCCCUUUGGAGAGGUGCUGUUUGAGUCUGGGCCCUCAGGGGUGUCUGGGGGGGCUGGAGAUGGGGCAGGAGGGGGAUGGGUCCACGGGGUCUGUUUCUCCCACAGCGGGAACCGCCUGGCCUGGACGUCACAUGACUCGACUGUGGCGAUCGCAGAGGGAGGCAAGACCAGCACGAUCAGCAGUCUGAGCUCUGAGACCCUUCCUCUGCUGUGUGUCAGCUUUAUCACUGAGAACAGCCUGGUGGCCGCUGGUCAUGACUGCUACCCGGUGCUGUUUGUGUAUGACGGUACUAAGGGCUCAGUAACGUUCGGAGGGAAGCUGGACGUUCCCAAGCAGACGUCUCAGAGAGGGAUCAGCGCCAGGGAACGCUUCCAGAACCUGGACCGCCGAGCCACCUCGUCCGAGACCACCGAGCAGGGCCUGGAGAGUCUGCACAAGAACAGCAUCAGUCAGAUCUCUGUGCUGGAAGGAGGGAAGAGUAAAUGUUCCACGUUCUGUACCACUGGGAUGGACGGAGGAAUGGUCACAUGGGACGUCAAGAGUCUGGAGUCUGCCCUGAAGGAUCUCAAGAUAGUCUGAUACCAUGACCCUCAGCCGACCAGCCGACCAGCCGGGAUAUGAAGAAAUCUCACCUCUUUGCCUUUCUGCUUCUCUGCGUCUGUCUGUCUCAGCUGCUGCUGGAGACAUCUCCUUUCUGUCUGUCUCUGUUGAGCAUCUGCUAGAAGCACGGCAGCCAUGA
Messenger RNA from Oncorhynchus mykiss (rainbow trout), 1527 nucleotides. The record is from RefSeq and is a predicted model, not a curated record. Lineage: Eukaryota; Metazoa; Chordata; Actinopteri; Salmoniformes; Salmonidae.